UAUAUUCAGUUGAAUCAUCCCCAUCUAUGCCAACGUAAGAGCAAAAUGUGGCUUUCUGCAGCUUAAUGUAACAAGAAGUAAAAAGGAAAGUCAUAAUAAGAAAAGGAAACGAAUAGAUGUUAUUUUGCAUAAAGUCUGCACUAAGUUAAAAGCUCAAACAGGAAGGAAGUUACCACCACUGUGCUAGAUGGUAGCGCUUCAGUGACAUGUGCUUGCUUUUGAGAAAACCAGCAAUCUUCAAAUUAGUAUUAGGAAUAAUUACCAUGUUUAUAUUGUGUUUACCUGAAUUUUUCAAAAUACAUGAAGCUAACACUGUAAUUGUGUCAUGCAUGGAUACCUGUUCAUCGAAUAACACCACUUUUCCCCUUUGCACUUUUAACAAUUCUUGCAAAAGAGCAGUGCAACAAAGAAGAGAAAACCAGAAUAUUUUGCUGAAGGCCAUUAUAAAUAAUUCUGAUUUCCAAAAUAUUCCAUGUAUUUGUCAGUCCUCCGGGAGGGAACAACAGUCCCAUACUAAACACACAGAGUGUGAAUCCAAGAGGGAUGUGAAUGCUGAUCAUCAAGGAUCAGAGUCAGUAGCUAAAAAAAUUUCCAAUAAAGAAGUAGAGCAUAAUACUUAUUACCUGAUAAUAAUACACAUCAACAAUUCUAUUGCUGGAGGAGGAAAUGCAGCUGAAGAACACCUAAAUCACUCUUGUCUAAUGGCAAUGAUGGAAGACCAAAAUGACUGUAUGAAUAUUUCACUGCAACUGAAGUCUUAUGUGGAAUAUCCAAUGUGUAUGACGAAGAUCAUUUGGCUCACUAUGAUUCCAGUAGUUUUUGUGCUUACUAUUUCAACUGUCAUCUACAAAAUAAUCCAAGAAAAUAAAAACAUCUAUUUUAAACACAGAGUAGCAAUAUCAGUUUCUACUAUUCUAAGAAGAAAGAGUUCCAGACAUUCAAGAAGAACCAUAUCUGCUACUAAAAUUCAUCCUUAUCCUGUGAAAACUAGCAAACAACAGAUUCCACUUACUGGACAGACCACAAAGAUACUGCCUGUAAUUCCUGAACAAGAGCAUUGUCAUGCGGAUCAACUCUAGAUUUAGAAGGCCUUGUGCUCCAGUAAUUGUUUCAGGAAGUCCACAUGUAAGGAAAUAAGUCUGGAAAGAAAUGUGCACUAAGAGGUAUCUCUUCCUGAAAGUACUUGUAAUGUCUAGAAACAGAACAGAUGCUACUUGAAUAAGUAAUAUAGACAAGGUUAUGCUGCUUGAACAGAUGAUAUUACUGUGUGU
This is a messenger RNA of Manacus vitellinus (golden-collared manakin), 1271 nucleotides long. RefSeq names its product transmembrane protein 156 (gene TMEM156). The record is from RefSeq and is a predicted model, not a curated record. The transcript is spliced from 7 exons. The coding region runs from base 207 to 1079 and encodes 290 amino acids. NCBI's taxonomy places the organism in Eukaryota, Metazoa, Chordata, Aves, Passeriformes, Pipridae.